Messenger RNA from Mya arenaria, 3442 nucleotides. RefSeq lists its product as uncharacterized. Gene Ontology annotation, cellular component: cytoplasm. Bases 213 to 3434 code for a protein of 1073 amino acids. The transcript is spliced from 19 exons. Gene Ontology annotation, molecular function: ATP binding; hydrolase activity; DNA binding. The record is from RefSeq and is a predicted model, not a curated record. NCBI's taxonomy places the organism in Eukaryota, Metazoa, Mollusca, Bivalvia, Myida, Myidae.
UUCAUUGUAAGAAUUUAAGUCGUGGGAACGGUCGUCGAAAUUUUUUAACUUCGUAUUACAAAAUGCAUUUCUUUGAUUAAUUACAGUGUUCAUUUAACUUCACAAUGCAUCAAUUUAAAGAUACAGGAGUAAAUUUAGGUGUGUUUUAAUAAUCUAUUUCAAAACACAGUGUGACGAUGUAAAGCAGGAAGUAAAUUAAAUAAUUGUACAGCAUGGCAGACGCAAGAAGUACGGCGGAUGAAAACGUAUAUUUUUACAAUGUAAAUCGGGCACUGACUGACUGUGGUAGGAGAGCGUUAUUGCAUCUUUUACAAAAAAGAGUCCGAGAACUCACACCAAAAGACCAUAAGUCUCAACCAUGGUCACUAGAUGAGUUUUUGAUUCAUAACAUGGCUGUUAUCUCGUUAUCUAUUGGUAGAAAUAUAAUACAUAAAGAUAUCCUGUAUCCAUUAAGGGGAAACACAGAUUUGACCAAGUGGGAUAGUCCCCUUUGUGUCCGUGUACUUCUAACUGCAUGCGAACUAGACGAAAAUGACGGUCUGCACAGACAGCUCAAACAUGCCAUCAAUAACCUUAUGGACUUGAGGAAUAGAAUGGCACAUAAGGGAACUCCUAAAUUGGACGAGGCAAUUUACCGCUCGUAUUUAGGCCGCAUAGUCGAUGCUGUUCAACAAAUAUGUGCCUACAUGCAAGAGCCAGGAUUGAAAGAAUCUCUUCUUAAAGAACUUGCUAAGUACAAUGAGAAGAAAGCUCGCGAAUUAGUUGACAUAACAAAUGAGGAUGACGCAACGAUUGAAAGCGCUUUACAUCAAUUGGAGAUGCUCUGUCGUCAAAGAGGCGUGUCGAUUAAUAUACCAGUUCUCGAUUGCGUGGCCCUGUUUCGGAACUACAAUACAAAUGACCACCAAAGAAUAACGGACUUUCUAAUACAGACAAUUAUAGAGAAAUUUGAGCAUGGUACAGACAUGUCAGAUGAACGGAGUUCAAAGGAGCUGACAGAUCUCCUUAUGCCCAUUGUUCGUAAAUUGCAUAAAGUUGCAGAAAAAAGACAGAUUUUAGCAGGAACCGAUGACCCAGACUGUUUUGGAACGAAUGUGUAUGACGUUGAUAUAUGUCUACGAGGCUACCAGCAUGAAUUAGCAAAAGAGGGGUGUGAGGGCAAAAACGUUAUAGUGAUGGCUCCACUAAACUCGGGAAAAACCAGAGUAGCAUGCAAAAUUAUGCAGGUUCAUCUAAGACAGAAAAGGGCAAAAAGAAAGAAGGAUCGUAUUUUAUUGCUUGUGGAAAACGAAGCGCUAGCCAUUCAGCUAGGAAACGUGUCUGAAAAACUACUACCUAGUUACAGGACAAAGGUGUUCAGUGGAAACGUCCACAGGUUGAAAUUGCAUAUGCUCUGGGAUUUCCUUGAAUUAAGAGACAUCUUCGUUGUAACAGCACAAAUAUUUCUAAAUGCUUUAAGAGCAAAGAAAAUUGAAAGCGUCGGCGACUUUUCUCUGAUAGUUGUAGACGAAUGUCAUCACUCAAAUAAACAACACAUGUAUAAUGAAAUAAUGAGCCGAUAUAUUGACCUAAAACUGCGGGAAAACGUUGAUUCUUCACAACUACCCCAAAUUGUUGGACUUACUUCAACGUUGGGAGUUGGUGGAAGGACAGAAUGGGACCAAGGUCUAAAUCACAUGAAGAAACUAAUGGCUAACAUGGACGCAAAAUUCCUCUGUACUGUGAAAACGCCACUUACAAUUGAGGAAUUGAAAAUAUUUGUGAACUCACCGGUUGAAGAACUUUUGCCUGUACCAGGAAGAGAUGUCGAUUGGUUUGAAAAUGCUGUCGGAGAAAUAGCUAAACGCAUCGACGCCCAUAUGUCUCAGCAUCAAAUUGUACUUAGUGCUUCUCCGGAGGAUGAAUUCAUACAGACAAAAUGCAGAUUGCCAGCAACAUUUGGAACUGAAAAAUACAUGCAAUGGAAUGCUGAGUUCGCGAAAAAUAUCGCCCAAGUCCGAUCAAAAGACAUCCGCCGAGUGUUAAAUCCUUGUCGGUUACAUUUAGAGGCUUACAACGAAGCAUUAAUGAUGCAUUGCAAUUCAAAGACAAGGUAUGCAUUUGCCGUUCUUGAAGAGUUUAUGGAAGACUUCAGAGUAGUUCCAGCAAAACAUCCUACAGACGCUUUCAUCAUGGCUCUUUAUGAUGAUAUACUGCCUGUACCAGGAAGAGAUGUCGACUGGUUUACAAAUGAUGUCAAGGAUAUAGCUAAACGCAUCGACGACCAUAUGGCAAAGCAUCAAACUGUACGUAGUGCUCCUCCGGAGGAUGAAUUCAUACAGACGAAAUGCAGAUUGCCAGAAACAUUUGGAAUGGAAAAAUACCUGCAAUGGAGUGCUGAGUUCGUGAAACAUAUUGCCAAAGUCCGAUCAAAAGACAUCCGUCGAGUGCUAAAUCCUUGUCGGUUACAUUUAGAGGCUUACAACAAAGCAUUAAUGAUUCAUCGUGAUGCAACGAAAAGAGAUGCAUUUGUCAGUCUUGAAGAUUUUAUGGAAGACUUCAGGGUUGUUCCAGCAGAACAUCCUACAGACGCCUUCAUCAUGGCUCUUUAUGAUGAACUUCGGGAAAUAUCAUUCAACACCGAACCAGACAAUCCCAAACUACUCAAACUUAAGGAAAUACUCACUGGAGUACUUUGCAAUGAACAGAAUGCCCGAGGAAUUAUAUUUGUUCGAACAGGGGAAUUGGCCCAAGCGUUGGUUAGAUGGGUGAACGAAACAGAUAGUUUGAACGUUUUAAAUGCUUCCGAGAUCGCAGAAGAUAGUUUGAACGUUCUACAUGCUGCCGAAUUCGUGGGGCAAAGUGAUUCCGCUUCAGUAGAAGAAAACAAUCGACAAGUUGUGUUUGUUGUUCAUGCAACUGCAGAUCAAGACUAUGCUGAGUCUCUUUGCAAAUACUUGGAAGAUAAAGGCUAUGUGUGCAUUCAGUCAGGUAAUGAUUAUCAACCACUGGAUAGUCAUCAGAAGAGCCUCAAGGACACCAUUACGAUUACCAACAAAACACUGUUCAUAGUCACUGCAAAUUCUUUACAACAGUUCACAGAAAUCAUACGAAAUGUUCUUUCAAGAUCUUCUGGAUUGAAGGAUGAUAAAAUAUCAAUGUUGUUGAGUUUCAUGACUGGUUCUGAAGCAACACAGUUUUGCAAUGAAAUAUGUGAACUAAUUCCUUUUGGAAUUUUGCAAAUAGACGUCACAACAGUGUUUGAUAUACGAAGAUUUCAAGCACUUGUCUUCAAAAGAGGAGUGACAAAGAGUGGACAGAAAGAUGUGUUGGAGUACUUCAAGAAUGGACAACACCGACUUCUUAUUGCGACGUCUGUAGCCGAGGAAGGUCUUGAUAUUUCUAAAUGCAAUCUAGUGAUUUGUUACGAGCAUGCUACUAAUGAAAUCGUUUAACUCCAAUC